Molecule: messenger RNA, 1617 nt
Organism: Paracoccidioides brasiliensis Pb18
Product: WD repeat-containing protein
Exons: 3
Coding region: 1-1617 (538 amino acids)
Biological process (GO): regulation of DNA damage checkpoint
Cellular component (GO): nucleus
Molecular function (GO): protein binding; DNA binding
Source: RefSeq, a predicted model, not a curated record
AUGACUCUUGAGGAAUCCGUGCCAGAGUUGUCUGAUUUCGAAAGGCAGCGCGCAGCCAACAUCGCAGAGCGCGAUGCGCUGUUGAAAAAGCUUACCCUUGAAGCCCAAUCUUCAGGGCUAUUUACUAAGGGUCCUUCUACCAAGUCCUCAAAGCCAACAUCAAACAAUUCCAAAAAGAAACCCGCGAAACGUGUUAAGAAAGAGAAUGAAGCGCCAGUGCCACGAAGAACGUCGUCACGGCUAGCUGGAUUGACUGCCAAUAGUGAAAUAGCAAAACGCAAAGCUGAGGAAGAAUAUGAAGCUCAAAAGGCGGUCGCGCAAGCAAAACGAAUGCGUAUCUCUGGAGAUCUUAAUAUGGGAGAUAUUGUCGUUGGAGGACAGAAAUGGGAUAGCACCACCUUUCUAGGAACGGACGCAACUGCUCCACAGCGUUUUGCCAGAACUUUUGGUGAAGAGGACAUUAAGAAAACUACAGACAAGGAGCUGAAGUCCUUGCGGGAAAAAAUGAGUGGGUUGAAUCUUUGGGAGCCAUGGGAGCCUAAUCGAAUAAAAAUAACACCAGAAAGAGUAUAUUCGAUGGCAUUUCACCCCACUGAGAGCAAACCAUUGGUCUUCGCAGGUGACAAGCUUGGUAAUUUGGGCAUAUUUGACGCUUCUCAGACACCUCCUGUAAACGUGAAAACUGAAGACGACGAAGACAAUGACGAAGAAGAUCCGGACCCUGUAAUAGCAAUCAUAAAACCCCAUGCUCGGACAAUUAGCGCAAUACGAAUACAUUCUUCGACCCCGUCCAAACUCUACACAGCCAGCUACGACAGUUCCAUUCGGGCGCUCGAUCUGGAGAAAUCCGUCUCGACGGAAGCGUAUGCACCCGCCUCAAAAUCAGACGACGAAGCAGUAUCGGGUGUGGACAUGGCACCGAUUGAUCCGCACGUGUUAUACUUUACUACACUUGAUGGAUUUUUUGGUCGGCAUGACACCCGUAUAUCGGGAAGCGGGGGCUCUAGCGAUCAUAAGAAUAGAAGCACCAGCAACUCGGAUAUGUACCAGCUCUCUGAGAAGAAGAUCGGUGGAUUUUCCCUCUGUCCCUCGCAGCCACACCUCUUUGCAACCGCUUCAUUGGACCGUUUCAUGCGGCUUUGGGAUAUCCGGAAACUAUCCAAGAAGGACCCAACACCCGUUGGUGAGCAUGAGAGCAAACUCUCCGUGUCGCAUGCUGCGUUCAAUAGUGCAGGCCAAGUUGCAACAUCUUCAUACGAUAAUACUAUCAAAAUACACGAUUUUGGAAAGAAGGGAUUCCAGUCAUGGAAUCCGGGUCACACUCUUGACGAGGAUGACAUGAAUCCUACGACCACUAUCAGACAUAACUGUCAGACUGGACGAUGGGUUACUAUCCUCAAACCCCAAUGGCAAGCCUCUCCGCAAUCCGGCAUCCAACGCCUUUGCAUCGGAAACAUGAACCGCUUCGUGGACAUUUACACCGCCACAGGCGAUCAAUUAGCACAACUUAGUGGUGAAGGGCUAAUAACUGCCGUGCCCGCCGUUGCAGUAUUCCAUCCUACUCGAGAUUGGGUUGUGGGUGGUACAGCAAGCGGGAAAGUUUGUUUGUGGAUGUAA